This is a messenger RNA of Rhododendron vialii, 5087 nucleotides long. Its product is annotated as calmodulin-interacting protein 111. The transcript is spliced from 12 exons. Bases 622 to 3744 code for a protein of 1040 amino acids. Gene Ontology annotation, cellular component: chloroplast; cytoplasm. NCBI's taxonomy places the organism in Eukaryota, Viridiplantae, Streptophyta, Magnoliopsida, Ericales, Ericaceae. Gene Ontology annotation, molecular function: ATP binding; ATP hydrolysis activity. The record is from RefSeq and is a predicted model, not a curated record.
AUUCCAGUCGGCUUCGGCCCAUGCCAGAACUAAUAGUACCACCACUAGUAGGGAAAUUGGAAAAGAAUAAGUAAAGGUUGUUCGGGAGGUGAGAGGAGGGAGGUGGAUCAAGCUCAUCGCCGACCAUUUAAGAGGAUUGAGCCGCUUUUAGGACGGUCGGAGGCGGCUAAAGAGAAGCUUGGAGCAAAGGAAGCAGGGAGAAGACAAAGGGAGGGAUUAGGUGUGGCGUGUUCUUUUGCUAGCUAGGACACGUGUCAUCAUUUUAGGUGUGGGACAGAGAAGAGGGACAGAGACAUCAGGGGAUCCGGAGCCAUGACGCCGACAUCUGCCAAAGUUAAAUUUUUUAUUUUUUAUUUUAUAAUUUGUUGAUAAACGGGGCAAUAGACGGCGUUACGUUGGCGAGCACAAACUUGACGCCGUUUUUGUUUAACAUCAUGAGUUGGGACUUCUCAAUAAACCCUGCCAAGGGUUUUUGCGGCAGGGUUUUUGAGAGUUGCAGAGAACUUCUCUCUCUCUUCCUUCAAGAAUUCGUCUCCACAACUGUUUUUCCCCAUCGCACUACGUCAUACAUCACACCGACCGGACUCCUCGUCUCUACGGAGAGGAAGGUUGGGGGGAGAGAUGCCUUCGAAAUCGAAGAAGACUUCAAAAGCGGCGUUGAAGCACUCGUAUUUUGACCGGUCUGUAUCUCCUCAGAGUUCAUCGUCUUCGACACCACUUCCAGAACCUAAAGUUAGUGAAGAAGAUUUCUUGUGUUCUCUUGAAGAAGCAAGUGACAAAUACCCUUCUCUGAUUGGCACAUCCUCCUUUAUUGGCUGCGUUACUGAUGUUGAGAUCGAGUCCAAAGGCUGUAAGAUAUGGCUUUCAGAAUCUUCUAUGGUUGCUUUCUCCCUUGCUCCUGGUUGCACUGUAUCGGUGUCCCUUGCAUCUUCCAGGAAGAGAUUUUCAAAGAGCUUCCCCCUCUGCUCAUUAACUGAUGAAUGUGCAAAUCAUUUUGGUAUUGGUUGCAGUGAUAAGAUGGUUACAGAUGUGGGGAACUACUUUGCUCUAGCUACAGUUUUUCCUUCUUCUAAGGUUUUGAAUAAUGGGGUGCGGUUGUCUUCAAACCUGUCUUGCACAUUGGGUUACCCUGCUUCCGACAGGAUCAUUUUUGUAUAUCCGAUUCAAGGACAAUCAACUAUGGGGAUUAAUGGAAACGUCAAAUUGAAUGGCCCCUCAACGAAGUGUUUAUCGUUAUUGAAUUGCAAUGAAUUAUAUCUGGGAUUCGUUUCCGCAAAGAGGGGGUUCACAGAUAAUGGUAGUACGUUGUCUGGCAGAGAUUUUUCUGAACAAAGAACGCGUAGUCGAUUGGAAAACAAAGGAAAUUCAUCCCCUAUGACACCAGUUUGCUCUCAGUCAAAACUUAGUUCUCUUGUAACUAGUCAGUCGCCCUUGCCAAGAUAUGAAGAGUCAGUAUCAAGUUCACCCAACUUACAUGAGACAUCUUUUGAUGCAUUUAAGAUAACAGAAGUAUUAGGAGAUGACAGUGCCAAAAAACUUCUCCAGUCCUGUGCUGCUAUGUGGUUAUGUUCCCGUAUUUUACUGCACGGAAAUUUUGUGCAUAUUCCGAUUCUUUCAAAGAUCUGCAUUUUUCAGGUCAUUGGUGCUCGUGGAAUGUCAGUAAAUUGUACUAAUCAGGAUUUGACUGAUAAAUCUAAUUGGGACUUGAGCUGUGAUACUCCUGAUAAUAUGCAGCAUGUGCAGGAUGCUUUUGUUGUAAACCAUAAAACAAAGGUACAUUUAUUUUCAACUUCAGAUUCUUCAGUGGAAACUCCACAGAGAAGAGUUUUACCUUGUCUAGAACUCGAAUCUGAAGGUAACAUAGCUGAUGUAGUGGAUGAUUCGUUGAAAUUGGGUGGUCUGGCCAAAGAAUAUACAGUAUUGAAGGAUAUAAUAGAUUCAUCGGUGAACGACACUUUGUCAAGACUGGGUUUACGACCUACAAAAGGAGUGCUUCUUCAUGGCCCACCUGGCACAGGAAAGACUUCUUUGGCUAAGAAAUGUGCUUAUGAUUCUGGUGUCAACCUCUUCACUGUGAAUGGACCUGAACUUGUUAGUCAAUAUUACGGAGAAAGUGAGAAAGCACUGCAUGAGGUCUUUGCUUCAGCUAGCCAAGCUACACCUGCAGUGAUAUUUAUCGAUGAGUUGGAUGCCAUUGCGCCUGCACGAAGGGAUGGAGGUGAGGAGCUAUCUCAGAGAAUGGUUGCAACUUUGUUAAAUUUGAUGGAUGGAAUUUGUAGGACUGAUGGCCUACUUAUCAUUGCUGCAACCAACAGGCCUGACAGUGUUGAGCCUGCACUCAGACGGCCGGGUAGACUUGACAGGGAGAUUGAAAUAGGUGUGCCAUCUCCAAAACAACGACAUGACAUACUGCUUGCCCAUCUUAGUGAGAUGGAACACUCUCUUUCAGAGGUGCAAGUUCAACACCUUGCUACAGCUACACAUGGCUUCGUGGGUGCUGAUCUAGCUGCUCUCUGCAAUGAAGCAGCCUUGAUCUGUCUUAGAACCCAUAUUGAAUUCAUCAAAUCCUGUGAUGAUUCAGAUGCCAGCAGGACAUCCAUUGUGGGAGAUGGGUUCUAUAAUGCUACAACAGAAAGCUCUUAUUGUUCUAAAGAUACUCUUGAUUCUGCAUCUUCUUCUAUCACACACUUCGUUGGUUUGGCAAAGAUACAGAAUGCUGUUGAAGGUUUGGAAAAUGGAGUUUGUGGUGCAGCGGAGCAGAUUCUUAAAGUGACUUUUGAAGAUUUUGAAAAGGCUAAAAUGAAAGUUAGACCGAGUGCCAUGCGGGAGGUGGUACUGGAGGUCCCAAAGAUUAACUGGGAAGAUGUUGGUGGCCAGAAGGAGGUUAAGACACAGUUAAUGGAAGCUGUAGAAUGGCCCCAAAAGCACCAGGAUGCUUUCAAGCGUAUUGGGACCCGUCCACCGACUGGUGUUUUGCUGUUUGGUCCUCCGGGCUGCAGCAAAACCCUUUUGGCACGUGCAGUGGCUUCUGAAGCUGGGCUGAAUUUCCUUGCAGUAAAGGGCCCAGAGCUAUUCAGCAAAUGGGUUGGUGAGUCUGAAAAGGCUGUUAGGUCCCUGUUUGCAAAGGCAAGGGCAAAUGCUCCGUCAAUCAUAUUUUUCGAUGAAAUAGAUGGUCUUGCUGUCAUCCGUGGCAAGGAAAGUGACGGGGUUUCAGUUGCGGAUAGGGUUAUGAGUCAACUUCUUGUUGAAUUGGAUGGUUUGCAACAAAGAGCUAAUGUUACUGUUAUUGCUGCUACAAAUCGGCCGGAUAAGAUUGACCCUGCCCUUCUAAGACCAGGACGCUUUGACAGGGUACUCUAUGUGGGGCCACCUAGUGCAAGUGAUCGAGAAGACAUAUUUCGCAUCCAUUUGCGCAAAAUGCCAUGUGCACCUGAUGUCUGUGUUGAGGAACUUGCUACUCUCUCUGAAGGCAGUACUGGGGCUGAUAUCUCUUUGAUUUGCCGUGAAGCAGCACUCGCAGCUAUUGAAGAGAGCCUUGAUGCCGCAAGUAUAAGAAUGGAACACCUGAAAAUGGCAAUUAAGCAAGUACAACCAUCUGAAAUCCAGUCUUAUGAGGAAUUAUCAGUAAAGUUCCAAAGGCUUGUCCACUCUAGUGCCAAAACUGAUGGUUUAGAACAUCAACCAAGCUCAAGAAGAUCAAAUUGGAAGUCUCUCUGGGAACUGGUGAUGGUCUGUGCCAAAUGAAAGUUCUUUAAUAGUUGCUGACAAACGGUUUGAAGAUAUCAGAGGAAUCAAGAUCUCAUGCGACAAACCCUCAUGUGAUGGAAAUGAGACCUUACCAAACUAGGGGACGGGUGAUGGGACCUACCAAGUUUUCAUUUGGCGAUCCUCCGACUUCAUUUUGUUAGUCUCGAUAUGUACAUCGCCCAUGCAUAAGAUUAAGUCAAUCUCAGAAUUAGUACGACCCCCUUUGUCGUAAAAGAAUUAAACGGUUAAACUCUAAUUGUCCAUUUCUCUUAAGACAAAUGUGAGUCGAUCAAAGCCUUUAACAAUGUCAGAUCAAUCUGAUUUUCGCUGACGAGCAAAAAAAAAUCUGUUUUUCGCUGAUUUAUUUACACAUGGUCUACAAAAUAAACAUAUUGGAUCGUCAAAUGGAAACAUAAACUUGGUUGGUCCCAUUUUGCUUUUGCGUCACAUAAGAGGUUACAAGACGUUUACCUAAAUUGCUUGGUGUUGACAAAUAGCUUAGAUGUAGCAUUUGUUAAUAUGUUCUGCAGGGUGAGAGGAUUGGUGUCAAAUGAUCAGAUUCUCAGGAAACAGGUUAUUGGAAGAUCUUAUCAGAGAUUUGUGGAGGUCUUUUGUAGUUUCUUUGCUGACGAUGAUAGAAUGGAGGAGAUUUGGAACCUUCCCUAUAUCUGCCUUUCAGUUGCCCUAAACUUUGAGAAGUCAGGCAUAGGCUGAACCUUUUCAUUAAGUGCUAGGAAAGUUUCAGAAAUAAGAAACGUUAAAUUUCAGUGAUCUAAAGGUACUCAGUACUCCGUCCUUUACGUGUCCCAUAAUGGUCAUCCACUUGGAAAGUUUUAGGCAUAUAUUACCCUUUACCUUUGUGCAUCUCUCUCUUUCUGGCUUACUUUCAUUAUGCAGUUUUUCCAGGACAUUUACCUCUUCUACUAAUCCAAGUGGAAAUAUUCUCUCUAUCGGCAAUGCAGGCGAUGGUGAAUUCUGUUGUGCAGUUUUCAUGUGGUUCAUCACAUUUCUGCUGCCAAAAUUGGCCCCCAGGCUCCUAAUCAACAAGCUGCUACGUACAAAUAACAUAAACCGAGAAGAAGAAAGAUCACAUAUUUGUGCUUCGAACAUUGUGGUUAUCGUUGUACUGUUGGCCAGAUGGUGGUAGAGAGCUCAGUUUACCAGAAAAGAAAUACGGAUUCUAGUAUGAUCAAAAUUUCUUCAGAGCCUGUCCUCUUUUUGUAUAUUAUGCUGUUUAUGUUUCUCACUUGCUUCCGUAAUUAAAAAAAGCGUGUACCCUAAUUUUGAAUUAUUUUAAUCAUGUGGUUACGGAUGCCCUAGUAACUUGGGUUUUAAGAGCA